AUGAUAAGUAAAAGAAAGAAGAAAUCAGAUACAAAAGUAUACGCUUUAGGUCAACAUAUACGCAUGUCUGCCCAUAAAGCACGAAGAGUAAUUGAUCAGAUUCGUGGACGUUCCUAUGAAGAAACACUUAUGAUACUAGAACUCAUGCCUUAUCGAGCAUGUUACCCCAUUUUUAAAUUAGUUUAUUCGGCAGCAGCAAACGCUAGUCACAAUAUGGGUUUCAACGAAACGAGUUUAGUUGUUAGUAAAGCCGAAGUAAACGAGGGUACUACUGUGAAAAAAUUCAAACCUCGAGCCCGAGGACGGAGUUAUCCGAUAAAAAGACCCACUUGUCAUAUAACUAUCGUAUUGGAAGAUACAACCGUAUAUGACGAAUAUGUCAUAUCACACGAUACAUAUAGUAGUGGAGGCUUAUGGGACAAAAAAUAA
Molecule: messenger RNA, 429 nt
Organism: Carica papaya (papaya)
Lineage: Eukaryota; Viridiplantae; Streptophyta; Magnoliopsida; Brassicales; Caricaceae
Source: the annotation of a RefSeq genome assembly